This is a messenger RNA of Kwoniella mangroviensis CBS 8507, 882 nucleotides long. RefSeq lists its product as uncharacterized. The transcript has a single exon. NCBI's taxonomy places the organism in Eukaryota, Fungi, Basidiomycota, Tremellomycetes, Tremellales, Cryptococcaceae. The coding region runs from base 1 to 882 and encodes 293 amino acids. The record is from RefSeq and is a predicted model, not a curated record.
AUGGUAGCUUUGGGGGAUACUCCCCCUCCACUGCACCUUUACCCCCACGAUGCAUCAUCUUUCGCAGAUACCAUCGAUCCCGUGGAAUCAGCUCGGCCAUCUUUCGAAUCUUCGACCGGAACCGCAGGGAACAAUCUGGAGAAAGUCCUCUACAGAAUUUCUCUUUCCGAAACCGCCGAUCCCGAGUACAGAAAGUCUCUGAAGAGAUUAGCAGAUCACUUCAGAGGAUUGCCUACUCUCCGUAACAGAUAUUCAGUAAUUAUCAAUUCAUUCGUUCUGGAAUCGAAAUAUGAAGAAGCGAAAGCGAAGGGAUAUAACUCUGCUAACCGUUCAGAGGCGAUACUUGAUGAUAGAACUAAACUCGAUAUAUCUCCUUGGCUAGGGAAUAUUCCAGGAAAGUUCAACUUCGUGGAUAACCCACAAGAGAAAUCAAAGGUCAAUAUGAUAUCCGCGAUCAUGGUCCCUCGAUCAUUCAGUCUAAGAAGUAUGGUAGAAGAUCAAAGCGAGAUUGUCAAAUUGAUCAAAAGCGAUUCUCUGGCCCAAAUGCAAUCAAUCGAAUUACAAAUCGAUCCCGGGUCGAAUUCAUGGGUUGGCAAGUCCAUUUCCACUGAGUCGUUCAAGACUCAAGUCGCUCGAGAUCAGAAAGGCGAGCUGAAUAGGAACAUGGUGGUAAUGACUCAAUCGGAUGAUGAUUCGAAUCGCUUUACCGCCCAGGGGGAUCAAGUGAACAAUGCAGACUCACAAAUUCGCGUGUGUAUCGGAUCUACCAAGGCUAAUUCCCCAACGGCCAAAGCUCAAUUCGAUACUGCCAUUGGGACUGAGGUGAAGACUGUCGACACAGAUGUCGCACUUCGGAUUGAUCUCACUCGAGAGUUGAGAUAG